Molecule: messenger RNA, 2154 nt
Organism: Bacidia gigantensis
Lineage: Eukaryota; Fungi; Ascomycota; Lecanoromycetes; Lecanorales; Ramalinaceae
Exons: 9
Coding region: 1-2154 (717 amino acids)
Biological process (GO): amino acid transmembrane transport
Cellular component (GO): membrane
Molecular function (GO): amino acid transmembrane transporter activity
Source: RefSeq, a predicted model, not a curated record
AUGGCGCCACCUGCAAAUCAACCGAGUGAUCACCAAGGUGGCUACUCGACCGAGCUAAAGAAGGCACUUGCCGAGAGGCAUACUAAUAUGAUCGCAUUUUCAACGAUUGUCGGAAUCGGGUUCUUCCUUCAAGCUGGGAGAAUUAUCUUCCUUGCCGGACCUGGCCUGGCUUGGAUUGCCUAUUUACUCAUGGGAGCUGCGAUUUGGUUUGCUUACAUAGUAGUCCUUGCUGCAGAGGUCACAGCCAUCGCAAACCUCUUCAAAUUUCAGUUCGAUCCAAAAUACCUCCAGCAAGUCGGCUACCCUUCUGGAUAUUCCGUUGAUUGGAGUUCCACAGCCAACAUCUCCCCGGCGGUGUUCGUCGUGCUUUGGCUGCUUUUCAUCCUUGGAGUCAAUCUACUGCGUGUCCGCAUAUAUGGAGAAAUAGAAUACAUAAUCGGUUGCAUAAAGAUGAUAUUCAUAGUGGGCUUGAUAAUGUUCAACAUCGUGAAUAAUGCUCGAAAUCACACAUACUUCAAAUAUUAUCAACAGCCAUGGGGCUUUGAUUCCAAGAACUUCACCUCCAGCUCUGGUCACACCUACGAAGGUGGAUCAGCUCAUUUUGCUGCAAUGUGGACGGCCAUGACGGUCACAAUUUUCUCUUUGAUCGGGUUCGAGGCUGUGUCGAUCACGGCUCCCGAGAGCAAGGACUUAGAAACGGAAGAAAACAUCAAGUUGGCCACAAGGAAGACUUCGCUGCGCAUUAUUCUCCUCUAUACGUUGGGUAUCUUUGUCGUGGGGCUGAACAUUCCUUAUGAUGAUCCGCAAAUUGUCAAUAACGAUGUGAAUUCAUUCGCUAACGGAGCUCACUCGGCCUUCAUUGUGGCCGCAGUUCGAGACGGCGUCAUUGGUUUCCCAACCUUCUUCAACGCCUUUUUCAUCUUUUCUGCCACCUCAGCAGGUAUGAAUUCUUUGUAUCUGUCGUCCAGAUUACUCCACGCACUGGCCAAUGUGAGCGGUGUUUGGCCGAAAUGGCCUAUAACCCAAUCACUCCGACGCCGACUGGAGCGCACAAGUGAGUCAGGCGUGCCUCGGGCGGCAGUUUUGACGAGUUGGUUUCUUGGGUGGUUGGGUUUGCUUGCUGUGAAGGCAGAAGCCGCACAGGUCCUAGGCAGGAUGGCCACAAAUGCGACUGUAUCCAUGUUGAUUACCUACACAGUCAUCUGCGGGUCGUUUCUGAAGUUUUUUAGGAGUAUCAGAAGAGCUGCGCAAGGACUCGAGCCUCCGAUAUUGAACACAGGACAAGAUCGAGCCGCAUACAAUCGAGAGGACAAAGCAAGAUAUCCGUAUAAGUCUCAUUGGCAGUUCAUGCGGGCAUGGUACGGCAUGAUCGCCUGUGGCGCUAUGGCUUUCUUCAACGGCUGGCGGACGGUCCAACCCAUAGCAGGGAAGGAUUUUGUGGCGAGUUACAUCAGUAUCUUCAUCUUCCUGCUCCUAGCAGCAGCGUACCACGUCAAAAUCGAUAAUUCUUGGAAUCCCUUGAAUUGGUCGAUAGCCGCAAGUGAGGACCUCUCAAAUCCUGAGAAAGCCCUACAGCCCAAUCCACUGUAUCGCAGGGGCAGACUGCAUCGUAAGGAUCGUGACAGUGUUGUGACUUACCGUAAUCUUGAAAAGCGAACGGACCUAGCCACCACAUUACGCGAUGCUAUUGGUCAAUACACAUUACAAACCGCAUCAGGUGUCGAAAAUCCCUUUGCCACGAAUUCAAUAGAUGGCUUUAUUCGCCUGGUCAACUUGAUCAAGAUAGCUCUCCACCUCCAGAAAACUUAUCUUCAGUCGAGAUAUCCAUCGCCAAACAUCAGGCAGUAUCUUUUGGAGCCUGCUCUCGUCUCCGAACUUUUGAACUUUCUUUUGACAGUCAAGGACAAUUGUCUCCGAACUUUAGGCUACCCACAUCCGCUCACUGAUCAUUUACUCCGCUUGAUAGGAGCUGCACUUCUAUCAGGGCUUCGAUUACUUACACUCUUCAAGAAAAAGCUUCCAAUUAUUGAAGAUUAUGAUUGGGUGUCUGAGGCGAACUUCCUAAAAUCGAGGCUACGAAAUGCAUUUACUGCCGCUGCCCAUGGUGGUUUCGAAGCUUCUGCGUUUGGUACGAUGCCUGGUCAGCACUCAUAG